Prorocentrum cordatum is the source of this 3300-nucleotide messenger RNA. The record is from the annotation of a GenBank genome assembly. Lineage: Eukaryota; Dinophyceae; Prorocentrales; Prorocentraceae.
AUGGCGGGCGCGCCGGGAACGCCCGAGCGAGCCCAGGUCCGAGGUCAGCCGGGUCCGAGACGGCGGGAUGGCGGGCAGACGCCGGCGGCCAGUGGAGCGCCCGGCGUGGAGCCGGGCCAGGAGCACCCCCAGCCAGAGGCCGGGGAAAACGUCGAGCGGGAGAACCCCAGCCAGAAGCUGGAAGGAGCGCCGGAGGCAGGCCGGGUCCGAGAUCAGCCGGGUCCGAGAUCAGCCGGGUCCGAGUUCAGCCGGGUCCGUCAUCAGCCGGGUCCGAGAUCAGCCGGGUCCGAGAUUUGCAGGGGCGGAGACGCCGAGGAGACGCUGGCCGGGGGAGCGCCGGGCCGUGGAGCCGGGCGGAGAGCACCCCGGCCAGAGGCCGGGAGAAACGGCGAGCGGGAGACCCCAAGCAAGAAGCCGGGAGGAGCGCCCGAGGCAGGCCGGGUCCGACAUCAGCCGGGUCCGAGAUCAGCCGGGCCCGAGUUCAGCGGGGUCCGAGAUCAGCCGGGUCCGAGAUCAGCCGGGUCCGAGAUCAGCCAUGGGAGACGCCGGGGAGACGCCGGCCAGGGGAGCGCCGAGCUGGAGCCGGGCCGGGAGCACCCAGGCCAGAGGCCGGGAAAAGCGCCGGGCGGGAGAACCCCAGCCGGAAGCCGGGAAGAGCGCCGGAGGCAGGCCGGGUCCGAGAUCAGCCGGGUCCGAGAUCAGCCGGAGUCCGAGUUCAGCCGGGGAAGCGCCGAGCUGGAGCCGGGCCGGGAGCACCCAGGGCAGAGGCCGGGAAAAGCGCCGGGCGGGAGAACCCCAGCCGGGAGCCGGGAAGAGCGCCGGAGGCAGGCCGGGUCCGAGAUCAGCCGGGGCGCGCAGACCGAGAACUUCGAGAAGGUGAAGACCGAGGGCGCCUGCGAGCAGCACGGGGAGCUGGAUGGCCCCGACAGCCAGUUGAUGGUCUGCGCUGCUGCCGAGCACGCGGCCGACAGCACGGGAUGCGCCAGCGGCCCCGCCUGCGGCCCCGGAUACUCGGAGGGCGUCGUGGUCGAGUGGAGCGAGCGGGGCUUUGGCUUCCUCGUCUUCCAGGACGGGCGCCGCGCCUACGUGCACCACUCCUCGAUCCACGCGCCGUCCGGCGACAGGAAGAACCUGAACCUCACCGUUGGCGAGACGGUGGAGUGCAUGCUGAACGAGGAUCUGCCGUCGCACCCCGGCAAGUGGGCCGCGGUCAAUGUCUGGCGCAAGUCGGAGAUCAUCCUCGCGAAGGCCUCUGGCAACUUCCCUCCGGCGGGCGGCGCCAUGGCCAGCGGCAUGCCGCCACCGCCCGCCGCCAUCGAGGAUCGCCCGUGCCAGGACGGCCCACCACAGGGCGUCACGCCGCCGCAGCCGAUGCCGGAGAUGCCUGCCGCAAAGCCACCGUCGCCCUUGGACACCUCGCCUUUCGCCGACAACGCCAGCGCCCUUACGGCCAAGUUCGGCUUGCCGAAGCAUUCCGCCACAAUUGGCGAGCGCCUAGAAGGCACAGUCGUGGAGUGGAGCAAUCGCGGUUUCGGCUUCGUCCUGUUCGGCGAUGCGCGCGCGUACGUGCACACCUCGAACUGCGAGAGGGGGAGCGACUUGAGGGAGGGGGAGAGGGUCACCGGAGUGUUGACGGAAGACACCACGCGCCCUGGCAAGCUUGCGGCCGUAGACGUGCGCAGGGGUACCCUCGCGGAUUGCAACGGCCCCAGCGGCGGGUCCAGGUUCAGCGACGGCAUGGGCAAGGGCUGCAAGGGCGACGGCUGCAUGGGCGGAGGCUGCGGGAUGGGCAAGGGCGACGGCUGCAUGGGCGGAGGCUGCGGGAUGGGCGGCAUGGGCGGAGGCUGCGGCAUGGGCGGCUGCGGUAUGGGCGGCUGCGGUAUAGGCGACGGCUGCGGGAUGGGCGCAUGCGGCAUGGGCGGCUGUGGGAUGGGCGGCUGCGGCAUGAACGGCUGCGGCAUGGGCGGCUGCGGCAUGAACGGCUGCGGCGGUUGCGGCGGCUGCGGCAUGAGCGGUUGCGACAUGGGUGGCUGCGGCAUGGGAGGCAUGGGCGGCUGCGGAAUGGGCGGCUGCGGCAUGGGCUGCGGGGGCUGCGGGAUGGACGCGGGCUGCGGGAUGGGGGGCUGCGACGGCGGAGGCAAGGGCGCCGACUUCGGCUGCAAGGGCGGAGACCCGUGCGGCAAGGGCCGAGAGGUCAAGUGCCUCGGCGGGAGCGAGAGGCGGCCGCCGCUCAUCUUUGAGGCUGGCGACUGGUUCGAGGGGGUCGUCGCCGACUGGCAGAAGCGAGGUUUCGGGUUCAUCACCCUGGCGGACAACCGGCGAGUCUACGUGCACGCGUCCUCGUUCGGUGGCGGCGAGCUCAAGGUCGGCGAGACGGUAAGGUGCACGCUUGAGGAGGACGACAAGAAUGCAGGGAAGCUGAAGGCCAACAAGCUGGUGCGGGGUCCCCUCGGCGAGGAGGGGGUCGUCAAGGAGUGGAAGAAGGAAGGCGGCUUCGGCUUCCUCGAUAUGGAGGACGGCCGCAGGUGCUACAUCCACGCCAGCGUCUUCAAAGGCACCGGCAAGCGCGAGCUGCAGAACGGCAUGCGGCUGCGGGUCGCCACGAAGCCAGACGAGCGCAACCCCGGGAAGUGGGCGGUGUCGGAGGUGAAGGGCGGCCUCGAGGACGACCGGGCCUACGCCGAGGGUGACGACGGCCUGCCGCCUCUGCUGGUGGCAGAGGUGGUGGAGUGGGACAAGCGCGGCUUCGGCUUCGUCCAGGUCCAGGGCGACGACCGGCGAAUCUACACCCACCACACCUCCUUCGGCACCGGCGACCUGGAGAUAGGCGAGAAGGUGAGCAUCACCCUGGGCCCCGACAACAAGAACCCGCAGAAGCUGAUGGCGAUCACGCUGGUGCGCGACGGCGGCGUGGGCGGCGAGCUCGACGCCAGCAAGGUCAGGAGCAGGCCCCGGCAGGAAUUCUUCGGUGGCGAUCCCCUCGCCGCCCUGCCGGAGGGCGACUGGCCCGAGCUCGUCUGGAGCAUGGGCACUGUGAUAGAAUGGAACGACGAGAGGGGCAUUGGCCAUAUCGAGGUCGAGGACGGGCGGCGGCUGCACGUGCACCACUCGAGCUUCGGCGGGGGCUCGCUGCAGGAGGGCGGCGGCUGCGAGGUGGUGGUCGCGCCGGACAGGAAGGACCCGACCAGGUGGAUGGCCGCCAAGGUCCGCGGGCCUUGCGUCAAGAAGCGGGAGGCCCGCAGGGACGCGCCCAGCGAGUUGGGCGCCGAGCCGGCCGAGAAGCGGCAGAAGUUCACGUGA